Molecule: messenger RNA, 1957 nt
Organism: Spizellomyces punctatus DAOM BR117
Lineage: Eukaryota; Fungi; Chytridiomycota; Chytridiomycetes; Spizellomycetales; Spizellomycetaceae
Exons: 2
Coding region: 331-1065 (244 amino acids)
Source: RefSeq, a predicted model, not a curated record
AACGGAAAGAAUCGGAACAAAAAGUGAUUUGUAAAACGAGUGGCAAAGCAAGGGGACUUACUCUGUAGGCACUGCGCAUCAUACACUCGUAUUCAACCAUACAGUAUGAUUUCCAUCAAGUAAAAUAACUCUGUUAUGACUACUCGUAUUAGCACUCGAACACAAUCCCAUGCAUUUCACACACACAUACAUUCUUGUCAUGCACAUAAUUCUUUAUAUCCGUAUGAACUCUAAGUCCAUGAGUGACAAGUAAUAAAAGAGAUCUGAUAAAAAGAGAAAGAUGCGAUAAGAAAAAAAGAGAGAGAUCAGAUGUGACACAAGCGGCAUCACAUGGUUUCCCUUUUUUCCCACGCUCAUGACAAGGUGAUUUGGGGAGGCGCAGAUUUCCAACUUUUUGAACAAGGACGAGCGAGGAAGGGAACUUGGCUAAAGACAGCACACGCAGGAACCCAAAGCAGGAAACAAAAGCAACCGACGACACAGGCAGAGACUGACUUUAUUAUUGGAAUUGGAAGAGAGAGAGCGAAAAGCUACUUUUUACCUUUGGUCUCUUCCCCACCCACACUCUUCAUCGGCCUUCUUUUUUACUUCCCGUUCACUCCCGUUCACACUCGCUCAACUCACGGCGAGAGCGAGAGAGCCUUUCUCUCCUCAUUUGUCAAGUUUGUUUCCCCACUCUUGCUCUCUCUUACGGACAAUACACGUUGUCUGCUCUUUCACCACUUGUCGUCGUCGUCGUCACGUCACUUCUUUCUCUUCUCACCUUGCACCAUGCGGAUUCGGAUAGAGGAUCUUGUCAAUUCGUCGUCUUCUUCUUCUUCUUCUCCACCUCCUCCUGUUCCUCUUCCUUUAGUGUCUCCUCGCUCUCUUCCUCUUGAUCCUGUCUCAACGCUCACUCGCCCAUGCUUAAGGGACUCGUUUCAACGUCACUCUUCAGACUAUUACCUUCCUCCCUCUCCUCUCCCAUCUCCUUCUCUUGACGUAUUGGAUCGUCAUCAUUGGGUGGAUUUUGACUUUGACUUUAGAGGAAGACGUCAUGGGGAUCCACGGGAUUUGGGCUCUUGAUUCUGCCCAUUCGCAAUGUUCGUCACUCCCAGCAUUGGAUGGAAAAGAGCGUUUCAUUAGCGGAACAAGAACAGGAACGGGAACUAGAGGGCGCAUUUGCUUAUCCAUUAGGGACAGAAUUGGCUCUCCCUUCUCCCACCUCUUCCACUUCUUCCUUUGACAUUCGCUCACAACCCGCUCCUCCCGCUUCUCCCUCUGCGUCGCCCAACAUGUCCCUCUCCUUUCAUGGAACACAUCGGCGAUAUCCUCCCGGUCUCAACCAUUCCCCUAAAUCCGCGUCGCCUCCUCCUCCUGUCGCGACAAUGUCGACAACGACAGCAACAACGAGUGCCCCAUCUGCAUCCGCCCCGACAACAGGGACAACCCCGUCUCAAGCAACGGCGCGUCCGCGUCCGUUUAGUUGUCCCGUUCCCGGCUGCAAUGCCCGCUUUACGCGCCGUGCGAAUCUCCGCAGUCAUGCGUCUUGCCAUUCUUCGUAUCGUGCCUAUGGAUGCAGCAUGUGUCAAGCGAGAUUUAGGCGUCCUCAAGAGUUGCGGCGUCAUGAACGCUGUGUGCAUAGGAGUGGAGUUGCUGUGACAACAGCAAAAACAACAAUGACGACAGCCAAAUCAUUGUAACGUGUCUUUCUAUAUCCUGGGGAACAGUGGUACCGGUGGUACCCGUGAGAGAGAGUGUCUGUUUUGUAUUUCAGUGUGUUGGUGGAUGGAGGGGUGGACAAUGUAGCCUUUUUCUCUGUGUAUAGAGUUUUGUAUGAUCUUUUGUUUUCUUUUUUUUUUUUUUUUUCUCUAGUCUUGAGACAUUUGAAGGAAGGGAGAGGGAUGCUUUUGUAUUUUUUCUUACAACUGUACAGUAAAAAAAAGCGAGUUUUAUAAAUUGCUAUGACAAAUGCAAA